AUGCACACACCUUCGUUAUUCUUGGCCUCCGUGGUCGUUCUUUCCUCUCUUGCCUCCGCAGAAGGGGAUCGACCAAAAUAUUACUUUCCACGAGAAGUCAAAAGACAAAUAUAUUCAAACAAUACCAUUACAAGCAAUACACCAGCUCAAACAUCGCAUACGACAGAUGAAUCUACAAUUACAUCUUCAUUCUCAUCCAUAAAAGAUCCAACAUCAGUUGAUGGAACUCAAGAUACUACGACAAAUAAGAGGGCAUCUUCAAGCAAUUCAUUCUUGGAUACUUUCUCAUCCAUACUUGGCUUAGGAGCGACAACUACGACAUCGAUACCUUCGUCCUCGAGUUUAGCUACGAGCAUUCCUACUGUUAUUCCUUCCAGUACCGCAUCUUUGAGUACGAUUGUCGUUAGUGAUAUAUCUUCAAAUGAUAUCACAACCAUUCUAGUCAUGAGUACUGUGACUUUAGGAACUGGAUCAGGUGAAGUUCCCGUGAUUCCACCAACGACAAGUGUGACUCCAACUUCGAUUUCACCCGUUGAAACAACUGCAUCGCCAAGUGCUCAAUCGACGGUGGAAAGUUCAGUUUUGAGUACUGAUUCGAGUUCUGAUGCUGGAUAUACUGGAGCAUCAACUGGAACCAGUCAAACCAUCGUUUCCGUACCUACGACCAGUGCCCCUGUACCCACGACUACCAGUUCUUCGAGCUCAAUUGUCCCUGUACCAACUAUUUCCAGCUCUUCGACUUCAAUUAUGGAUGGAAUUACAGGUGUUUCGACCGGAGUUGAAUCCAGUCUUCCACCCGUUGAAUCGACCACUUCACCCAGUUCGACUUUGAUUAGCUCAUCAGUACAGUCUGUGGAGACAAGUUCCAAUGCUGGUUUUUCCGGAGCAUCUACUGGUACAUCCCAAACUGUUGUAUCGGUUCCUACAAUCAUUAGUUCUUCUAGCUCAACCGUGGAUGGAAAUACUGGAGUACCAACUGUAGGAUCCAGUUCAAUCGUUUCUACACCAUCCUCUACUUCAAUUCUUGAAGGAAUAACUGGAGUAUCUAGCCCAUCAUCCACCAGUUCUUAUCUUCUUGUUGGAGUUUCAUCAGUUACUACAAAAUCGGCUGUUGAACCAAUUAGCAGUUCUAGUAGUGCUGAUAUUGAUAUUUCCCUUGGAUUAACUGGAGCUUCUACUGGUUUACCCACAACCACCAGUGCCACUAGCGUCUCUAGCGUCUCAAGCACGUCCGUUUCCGAAGAUUCUGGCGUUUCUGGACCAUCAACAGGUACACCUCCAAAAUCUAGUGAAACUAGCACUACCGAAACUUCAAUCCAAAGCACAAUUGCUGGAAUUUCUGGAGCAUCCACAGGCACUGUCCCAAGUUCUAUUCAAAGUAUUACUUCAGAGGCUUCAAUCCCAUCCUCGAGCUCAGUUGAGGGUAUUACUGGAGCAUCUACUGGAUCUGGGUUAUCAGUAACUGCGCCAGUUUCAGUUCCGACUUCAACCGAGACUCCAAUUCAAAGUUUAACUGUCUCAAGUGUUUCUGGAGUACCUACCGGUACAGCCCCAACCAUUAUUUCCAGUGCUGCUCAAUCGGAAUCUUCUGAAACCUCUGUAGCCACCACUGCCAAAUCUGGAUCUCCCAGUGAUGUUGCCGGAACUGGCUCAGCUCCAAGUACAACUGUAUCCCCAUCUUCAGUCGCAUCAGUAGAUAGUUCUUCAAGCUCCAAUCUUUUGGAACCGAUUGUCGCUUCAACAGGUUUAAUUCCAAUCAGUAUUAUCCUUCCUACCACAACUUCUGGAUUCGAUUCUCAAAGUACAUUGGUAACUUCAGCUACUGCUUCUUCAUCGGCUAGUGGAAUUACUUUUGGACCAGGUGGAGUUCUAUCCGGCUCAAGUACUAUCACUGAAAGUCCUUCGGAUACAAAUACUUCCCCAGUAUCUGUUCCAACUGAUUCAUCAUCUGGUCUUUUAGGAGUUAUUGGCACUGGAUUAACUAGUUUGGUUGGUGGUGUAACAUCAGAUCUGGGAACUGCAGUCUCUCAAGUAACCAGUGCUAUUUUACCAACAGAAUCAUCAGCCUCAAGUUCAAGUGCUGGAAUUUCUGGACCUGCUACAGGUGUUUCUUCUGAAACUACUUUGGCUGGUGUUACUGGUCCAUCUACUGCUGCCUCGGAUAUCUCAGGAUCAAACACCGCUACUAUAGAUAGUUCAGUACCUACAACUGUUGCUGGAAUUACUGGAAUAUCUACUGGUGUCUCAGCACCUUCAAACACAGUUUCUGGAAUUACUGGAGCCUCAACAGGAACUGCUCCAAUUUACAGUUCAGGUGAUCUACUCUCAUCCUUGGUUGGUGGCGUGUCUUCUUUGGUAUCUUCUGCUACAUCAGAUAUUCUUCCAACUUCUUUGAUUUCCCUUACGGAUUCUGUCGCUUCGGCUUUGGCCUCCUCGGCAGGUAUUAUUGGAGCUACUACAGGUGUACCCGCCACAGGAUUGAGUGCUACAGCUACUCCUACUUCCGCUGGAAUUACUGGACCUGCAACUGGUGUUUCUAGUGGAUCUGCAUCUACUACAGCCCCAGCUGGUUUACUAUCAUCUCUUCUAUCUGGAGUAACUUCUAAUGUUGGAUCCCUCACAUCUGAUUUACUUACAAGUACUGCAUCGGCUACCGGACCAGAAGUUACAGGUACUAUGAGCAGUACUAAUGCUUCAAAUACUGCUUCCGCUACAGAUUUGAUUUCAUCCCUUGUAUCUGGAGUUACUUCCGAUUUGAGUUCCGUCUUAGCAUCUGAGACCUCGAAUUCAUUACCAACUACUACCGCUACUGAUUUGAGUGCCUCUGCAUCAUCUGCAGGAAUUACCGGUCCAGUUACAGGAAUUAGCUCUACUGAAUCCCUUGCCCCAACAUCAACUGGUCUUCUUUCAGGUAUUACUUCUCUUCUCGGAUCAGUAACUUCGGAUAUUGGCUCGGCCACUUCAGUUUUAUCUUCGGAGCUUUCUUCUGCUACUUCCAAUGUAACCUCUGAAAUUGGACCAAUCACAUCAAAUAUAUCUAGUGUCCCAAGUUCAACAAUUCUAAGCGGAACAGAUGUGUCUGCCUCUGGUACAAUAACUUCAGAAAGUCCAUCACCCACAGGAUUAUUAUCCUCCGUCAUUUCUGGUGUUACUUCUAUCAUUGGUUCUUCCACAGAUCUCUCUUCCACUGCAGCUAGUACUACUACUCCAUCUUCCUCCAGUUCUACUCCAUUGGGAAGUAUAAUAUCGAGUAUUUUUGGCUCUAGCACUGCCAGUGAAUUAUCUGCUACGAUUACUAGUGAUAUAUCAACUGCAACUGGUGCUCCAAAUGCUACAGCUAUUACUUCUGGAACAGAUAUUGUAUCAAGUACUUCCAUCAGCCUUGGAUCUUCCUCUAUAAUUUCAGGAACUGUUCUCCCAACCACUGCCAGUGGAAAUGAGACCUCGAUUGCAGUAUCUACGACUGGCCUUUCCACCAGCAUUCAAACCGGAACUGUUACCACAUCCAGUUCAGGAACAGGAAUUAUUACUUCAUCGACUUCCUCCGCAAAUUCUGUAACCAGUGGAUCAGCAAAUGUCACGGAUACCUCAAUUUCUGCUUCCUCCGUUUCUGCCUCAAGUCUUUCAAGUAUUGCAACAUCAGUUUCUGCCACAACAACUCCAAAUACAACGGCAACUGAUGUUUCCUCAACUGCGGCCUCAUCAGCAACUGUUACAUCUGGAAGUUCCGCUACUACUGCACCAAUUACUUCCGUUCCAUCGACGACUAUUACUCCAUCAACAAUUGCUUCCCCCACUCAAGAAAGUACUACGUCAGUUGUUAUGACUCAAACGGCUAGUGAAACAACAGCUCCUCUCACGAUCUACCCAACAGCUACAAACAAUGCUACAUCAAUGUGGCUUCCACAAACUAUCAUUGUUCAAUCUUCAUCUACCAAUCAAGUUACUCAUACCAAUACUGCACUUGCCACCACUUUACCAAAGGUCAUUACACCCAGUGGAUCUAUUCCAACCAGUCCAGAAAAUUCUACCUUGAUUCAACUUGGUUUCCUUUUCCAACUCAAUUAUGCAUUUGUUGUUGCCAACCCGCUUUCAUCAGCACAAAUCUUCCAAUACCUUCCAAUAGGUAUCGCAAAUGGAUUAGGUAUUAAGCAAGAACAAGUUGUUAUGCACAGUCUAAUUCCAUAUAAUACACAAUCUCAAUUGGAAUACAUUACAACUUUGGCACUCGCUUAUAUUCCAACCAACUUGGUCAGCACAUUGGAACUUGAUUUACAUACACCUACAGCAGCUAUCUAUAACAAUGCAGAUACUUCAGUUAGCACACUUGUUAGCUAUAUCAAUCCUUCUAUUCCUUUAACACCUGGAUCAACUCUUGAAGGUGGUUCUGGAACGGGUACUGAUAGUUCCGGAUCAGCAGCAACUACUAGUGCUUCAGGCAAUAGUGGUGUCUUCAAUACUGAUGCUCAAAAUACCUCACCAAAGGUUAAGAGUACCACAGCAGGGAUCAUUGUUGGAGCAGCAGGUGCAGCAGCUGCCUAUGGUGCUGCCAUGUUCUUCAUUGCUAGAAGAUAUAAGAAACGUAAGCUUAGUCAUCGUCGAUCGAAUUCUAUCAUGAAUGCAUCAGAAAUGAGACAAUCUGGUGCUUUCACUGGUGGUGCAUUCAUGUCUGGUGGACGUUUAACACCUGGUGUUGGAGGAACCGAUAGAAAUAGUGGAGGAAGUGGAAGAAGUGCAGGACAUUCAGCACGUACACAACAAAUCUCGGCACCCAUGAUGGCAGAGAAUUCGUUGGGAUGGAAUUGA
Botrytis porri is the source of this 4806-nucleotide messenger RNA. RefSeq lists its product as uncharacterized. The coding region runs from base 1 to 4806 and encodes 1601 amino acids. Gene Ontology annotation, molecular function: osmosensor activity. Gene Ontology annotation, biological process: fungal-type cell wall organization; hyperosmotic response; osmosensory signaling pathway via Sho1 osmosensor. The record is from RefSeq and is a predicted model, not a curated record. Gene Ontology annotation, cellular component: cell surface; site of polarized growth; plasma membrane. Lineage: Eukaryota; Fungi; Ascomycota; Leotiomycetes; Helotiales; Sclerotiniaceae. The transcript has a single exon.